AUGAACGUCGCCAGCAAGUCAGAGAACGUCCUAGAGUUAUCGACUGAUGAGAAAGAAAUGAUUGAAGAGCAGUGGAAUCGGAUUAUUCCGCAAAUACGAUCGAGGGCCGAAGAUAUCCUGGGAACCACUCAGCUAGGACACCGGUUUGUCGAUUGACA
Cylicostephanus goldi is the source of this 158-nucleotide messenger RNA. NCBI's taxonomy places the organism in Eukaryota, Metazoa, Nematoda, Chromadorea, Rhabditida, Strongylidae. The record is from the annotation of a GenBank genome assembly.